This is a messenger RNA of Callithrix jacchus (white-tufted-ear marmoset), 1595 nucleotides long. RefSeq names its product SH2 domain containing 2A (gene SH2D2A). The record is from RefSeq and is a predicted model, not a curated record. Lineage: Eukaryota; Metazoa; Chordata; Mammalia; Primates; Cebidae. Gene Ontology annotation, cellular component: cytoplasm.
CUGUGGGUAAGGCGACAUUUCCUGCCCCCAGGGCCAGGGCCUGGGGAGAGAUGAUGAGUUGCUGAGUGUGCACCCCUUUCCGGAGCACACACAUACACUCCCUGCUCUGGGGUCCCUUGUCGGGGGACCCCCAUGGAGCUCCCCCUGGCCCAGAUAUGUCCCCGAGGUACCUUCCAGCCCACGGACAUGACUCGCAGGAGCUGCCAGCGCCUGGCCUACACUGCGGCAUCUCCCCAGGCCCCAGAGGCUGCCUCCAUCCCAGAGAAUGCUGAGAGGGCAGAGGAGGUGCCUGGGAAAGGAAGCCUGUCCCUGCAGGCCGAGAUCAGGGCUUGGUUCCAGAAGACCCAGGCCCACUGGCUCCUGCAGCAUGGGGCAGCCCCUGCCUGGUUCCAUGGCUUCAUCACCCGGAGGGAGUCAGAGAGGCUGCUGGAACCCAAGGCUCAGGGAUGUUACUUGGUGCGGUUUAGCGAGAGCGCGGUGACCUUCGUGCUGACUUACAGGAGCCGGACUUGCUGCCGCCACUUCCUGCUGGCCCAGCUCCGGGACGGGCGCCACGUGGUGCUGGGCGAGGACAGCGCCCACGCGCGGCUGCAGGACCUGCUGCGGCACUACACGGCGCACCCGCUCAGCCCCUACGGGGAGACGCUCACCGAGCCCCUUGCCCGCCAGACUCCUGAGCCUUCAGGACUUUCCCUGAGGACCAAAGAAUCAGACACUGGAAGCAAAAGCCAGGACCCAAACCCCCAGUACAGCCCGAUCAUCAAGCAGGGGCAGGCCCCAAUCCUGAUGCAGAAAGAGGGGGUUGGGGAGAAAGAGCCCUCCCACCCACUCAGGCCCAAGCCUCCCAUCCCCGCCAAACCUCAGCUGCCCGCAGAACUCUACACAAGCCCUGCUCCACGCCGCUGCCUGGCCUCACCCCCCAGGCCCCCCAACCCUAUCUACAACGAGCCUGAUGAACCGAUAGCCUUCUACGCCAUGGGCCGGGGCAGCCCGGGGGAAGCCCCCAGCAACAUCUAUGUGGAGGUGGAAGAUGAGGGCCUGCCCGCCACCCUUGGGCACCCUGUCCUACGGAAAAGUCGGUCCAGGCCUGUCCCAGGAGGCCAGAAUACAGGUGGCUCCCAGCUGCGUUCUGAGAUCUCUGCGAUUGGGCAAGGCCCUCCCCUGCCUCACCAGCCCCCACUCGCCUGGAGACACACCCUCCCCUACAAUCUUUCUAGACAGGUGCUUCAGGACAGAGGACAGGCAUGGCUCCCUCUCGGGCCUCCUCAGUAGGCGGUCUGGCCUGACCCCCACCAAAGAAGCCUGGAGGUCGGAGAAGCAAAUGUGGAGUCUGCUCCCUCCUGAGAUCCCAAGAAUCCAGUGGCUCAGUGCUUGGUGAUCCUCUGGAAGUGUGCGAGGAGGGCCCUGCUGGCUCCCACUGUCCUGGCUUCUCCUCCUGGAGUCUAAUUUCCUUGGCCCUCUGAGCCUUUGGGUCUGGGCCCUGGUCCAAUGCUGCUGUUGUCUGAGGAAUGGUUUGGUGAGAACAGAUGUUAGAACUUGUUUGUUGAUUCUUGUCUGGCUAAUAAAUCAUCACCAACUGCCUCCCCCUACAGGGA